UCUCAAACAUGGCGGCUACCCAAGAUGUCCACGUCCGAAUUUGCAACCAAGAGAUUGUCAAAUUCGACUUCGAGGUGAAGGCACUUAUCCAGGAUAUUCGGGAUUGUCCGGGACCAUUAGGCGCACUUACUGAACUGAACACUAGAGUGAAAGAGAAGUUUCGAGAGUUGCGGCACAGGAUACAGGAGCUUGAGCAGUUGGCCAGAGAGCAGGACAAAGAGUCGGAGAAGCAGGCGCUGCUCCAGGAGGUGGAGAACCACAAAAAGCAGAUGCUCAGCAAUCAGGCGUCCUGGAGGAAAGCGAAUCUCACUUGCAAAAUCGCAAUCGACAAUCUAGAGAAAACAGAACUUCUCCAGGGAAGAGACCCCUUGAGGCAAAGGAAAACCACCAAGGAGGGCCUGGCCCAGACGUCCAGCAGCAUCACCGAGAGCCUCAUGGGGAUCAGCAGGAUGAUGUCCCAGCAGGUGCAGCAGAGCGAGGAAGCCAUGCAGACGCUAGGUCUCCGAGCACGCAGGGCACACGCAUCCGACUGCAGCCCGUGCUCCCCCUCCUCACCAUGCCGGCGCACUCCCCCACCACGACGCCACCUUGCCGUUCCACGUAACACCUUUCCCUUUUGGGGUGUCCGGACAGUGGCUUAUUUUACUUUGUGGGAGAACAUCCAGGUAGACUGCCUUCCCCAGCGUCAGGCCCAGAGACCCACACUCAGAGGUGAAGUGGGCGCCUGAGCACAGUGGGCCCUGAGGGACACGGGCCUCCUCUUAGGUGUCACACUACGUCCAUCGCGCGGGUGACCGGUCUCUAAUGCUGUGGUCGGUCCUGGACUGAAGGGUGUGUUUGUGGGAGGGCGUGUGGGGGCCGAUCCCUCAGAGAGCAGCCCUGGCAGCCAGGGGUCCUGGCGGGGUGCCCCUGUCCCCACACAGCCCUCACAGGGCCUGUCCACGGUCGCCUGGGCCGGUCUUGUGGCCGGUGGUCCUCAGCAGCGCCCACCUGCCCCAGAAAGCCAAGGUCGGUGCCAAGGAAGAACAGUCUUUCUGCCUUUUCCCUGGGGGGCCCACUGCAGGGGACUCCAGGUUACAGCCCUGUGACAUUGAAUGUACACAGACCCCGUCCCUCCCUGAGCUGGAUGGGACCUAGGGAAGCGCCUUUCCUUAUUCUGUCCGCGUUCUCCACCCCUCUGCCGGUCUCUGUGCGCGGGCAGGGAGCCUGCUUCGGGAGCGACGUUCCUGGGGACCCGGCCCCUGAGCCGGCUCCCUGCUGUCUGCUCUGCGGUCUCUGAGUCGGCCCCCCACCCCUUAUG
Artibeus jamaicensis (Jamaican fruit-eating bat) is the source of this 1300-nucleotide messenger RNA. RefSeq names its product BCL2 interacting protein 1 (gene BNIP1). Lineage: Eukaryota; Metazoa; Chordata; Mammalia; Chiroptera; Phyllostomidae. The transcript has 6 exons. The record is from RefSeq and is a predicted model, not a curated record. Bases 9 to 728 code for a protein of 239 amino acids. Gene Ontology annotation, biological process: retrograde vesicle-mediated transport, Golgi to endoplasmic reticulum. Gene Ontology annotation, molecular function: SNAP receptor activity. Gene Ontology annotation, cellular component: SNARE complex; endoplasmic reticulum.